Molecule: messenger RNA, 2112 nt
Organism: Musa acuminata subsp. malaccensis (wild Malaysian banana)
Lineage: Eukaryota; Viridiplantae; Streptophyta; Magnoliopsida; Zingiberales; Musaceae
Product: protease Do-like 8, chloroplastic
Biological process (GO): proteolysis
Molecular function (GO): protein binding; serine-type endopeptidase activity
Source: RefSeq, a predicted model, not a curated record
CUUAUCAGAUCUUUCUAUCUCGCGUUCUCGUCCGCUCUCACUCUCUCUUUCGAAGAGAACUCCGCGAACGUUUCUCCCACAAAUGCUCGUCUUGGCUUGCAGCCGACCACUCCAUAGUUUUCGACCUCCGAGAUGCUUCGGCCGGCGAGAGCUCUUCAUCGAUGGUGUCUCCUCUAUCUCCUCCCAAAGACCCACCGCGCCUGCUCCUCAUCUCGACCUCGCCGCCUCUUCUCGCUCGUCAUCUGAUGAACAGACUUUUAACCUGGAUGACACUAUGAAAACUGUUUUCCCAUUUACUUCUCGGCGAAUGCUGUUUGCUGGUUCAACAGUAUGGUUUUGCUUGCACACUUCAAAGUACUUUCCAGCUCUUGCAUUGGAAGAACCAUCUAUCACAACUGAAGAUGUCACACCUCGUGUUUUCUUAUCUGGGCCGCUCUUUCCUUCAGAAGAAAGAACUGUGGAAAUUUUUGAGAAGAACACUUACUCUGUCGUCAACAUCUUUGAUGUAACAUUACGCCCUCGGCUUAAUGCAACCGGUGUUGUUGAGGUGCCUGAAGGAAAUGGUUCUGGAGUUGUUUGGGAUAAAUUUGGACACAUUGUGACAAAUUAUCACGUUGUUGGCAAUGCUCUUUCAAAGAAUCCAAACCCUGAUCAAGUUGUUGCACGUGUGAACAUCCUUGUUGCUGAAGGGGUACAAAAGACCUUUGAGGGUAGGCUGAUUGGUGCAAAUCGUGCUAAAGAUCUUGCUGUCUUAAAGGUGGAUGCCUCUGCGGAUCUUUUGAAGCCAAUUAAUGUCGGUCAGUCUUCAGUCCUAAGAGUUGGCCAGCAGUGUUUAGCAAUUGGAAAUCCUUUUGGUUUUGAUCAUACUCUUACUGUUGGAGUUAUUAGUGGACUGAAUCGCGAUAUUGUUAGCAAAACUGGAGUGACAAUUGGAGGUGGCAUUCAGACAGAUGCAGCCAUCAAUCCUGGAAAUAGUGGUGGUCCUUUGCUGGACUCGAAAGGAAACAUGAUUGGAAUUAACACAGCAAUAUUCACAAAUACAGGGGCCUCAGCAGGUGUAGGAUUCGCCAUCCCGUCUUCAACUGUACUUAGGAUUGUCCCUCAGCUAAUCCAAUUUGGAAAAGUUGUGCGUGCUGGUUUAAAUAUGGAGAUAGCGCCAGAUCUAGUUGCUAAUCAACUUAAUGUUCGGAAUGGAGCUCUUGUGCUGCAGAUUCCUGAGAAUAGUGUUGCAGCCAAAGCAGGUUUGCUACCUACCACAAGAGGUUUAGCUGGUAAUAUUGUUCUUGGGGAUGUUAUCGUUGCGGUAGAUAAUAAACCUGUUCGCAGCAAAGCUGAUCUAUUGAAGAUUUUGGAUGAGUAUAAUGUUGGAAACACUGUUCUGCUUAAGAUUCAGAGGGGAAGUGAGAAUUUAGACCUACCUGUAGUUUUAGAGGAGACGAGCAUCUGACUGGUCCAGAAUCACCCCCCAUUUGAUAAGUUCUUAUUCCAUUCUGAGCUUGCAAAAUAAUAGGUAAAUUUUAUUCUCUUAAAUUGUUACAAGUUUAAGAAAUUAAAUAAAUGGCAUCACUUUGAAUGUUGAAGUUCCAUAUCAAUAAUUGUGGUACCAAUCAGGCAGCUUAUUACUUCUGCUUUUGGGAAUUUGAUAAAGAAAAACUGCAGAACAUGUAUAUCACGUCAAGAAAUUUGCAACCGAGAUCUGCAGAUCCAGACUUCUUGAAACCGUAUGUGUGGUUUUGUCCAUUACUUCAAGGGUUUGAAAGUAGCUCCAAGGCUCUUUAUUGUCAUGGCUAUGGAGGACAAUGCUUCAUUAAUUAUGAAGGCAAUUGUCCUCGAGGCACAAAAGACAUGAUUCUCUGCAACUAAGAAGGAUAUGUAGUUUAUGCAAAAUAUGGAUGUGUUGAACAAAAAGAUACUAUCAUGGUGAAAUGGUGGCAGUAUGCUUUAUGAACUCCAUGAGCUUCCAUCUAGAUUUGAAGUAUAAAUUACUUGUAAGUCAUUCGAUAUGUCUUGGUCUCUACUACAAGUACUUAUAAGAUAGGUGCUUAGUACUCGAUACAUGAUCGAUGUAAACCUAUGCUCUUCUUGUAAGAGAUGGAUUCUUAUGUUUCUCCA